This is a messenger RNA of Astrephomene gubernaculifera, 5340 nucleotides long. The record is from the annotation of a GenBank genome assembly. NCBI's taxonomy places the organism in Eukaryota, Viridiplantae, Chlorophyta, Chlorophyceae, Chlamydomonadales, Astrephomenaceae.
AUAAAAGAAAGAAAAUUUCACAUGUAACCGAAAACAAAAAGCAGAAAGUAGCAAGCAGUAACCAGCCUAAGUGUCAAGACUAGUUGCCCUGACAUGCCUGAUCCUGUCUACCACUUUAGCAAGCAAUCUUUGAUUAGGAGUACUCAUAACACUAAGCAUACCCUGAUCUAAAACAACACCAUUGUUCACCAGCUCAUCCCUAAUCUCAUUAUAGGCGGGACAUUCCAGCAGCACAUGCAACUCAUCCUCCACCGCAUCUCGGCAGCCACACAUCCUGCACCAGCGCUCACUGCGGACAACCCCAUGCGGUCCUAACCCUAACCGCAAUGGCAUCUGCUCGUGGCCGCUGAAGAAGCUCGUCCAAAUCUAUAUCAGACGUACGGCACCCUUUCGCCAGCCGCGGCCGCAGGCGACACAUGGCAAGAUUCUGUAUUAGCGCUUCUUAUGGCAAUCGUACAUGUGACGACCUUGGGGCACAGGACCGCUGUUUGGUUAGGGUAGUUUGGGUGUCGUCUUCAUUUCCUAGCGCCGCCGCUUGCCGGUAUGUGCACGGGCAUACCAUUAAUGGAGCCCGGCCGGAGGCGAGAUGAAGAGGCCCCAAUUAUAGCGCUCCCACAGGAAUUACUUCAGGUUGUCCUACGAGAUGUGCCUAGCAAGUACGCGCUCAGGUCAACGUGCAAGGCCUUCUCUACAUCGCUUGCGGCUUUUUGUGAUGCAAUACUGCUGAAGCAUGGUCGCCUAGUCGCUCAUGGGCCAGGGCAUGUAGUGCUUGACGCGCUGGCUGCCUAUCCCAACGCGAGGCGCGUUGUGUUCCAUUUGGAGCAACCUCGUAGCAAAGCCUGGAGCAGCACAGCCCUUGCAUCACAGGCCAACAUUCCCGAAUCCGCAGCAGCAGCGAUUUCAUCCGAAGACGACCUCCUCCUCGAUGCGCUUGGAGCCUUGCACGACCGCAACAUCACCUCGCUAGCAUUCCUGCAUCUAGCGUGCGCGGUGCCAGCUCCGCCCUUGCUCUCCUCCUUCCAAUCCACGCUGGUAGAAUUAGAAAUCAGCGACGCCUCCUGGAGCAGCGCCCAGGAGCAGGGAGCCAUGAACCUCCUCAUCCGCAAACCCGAACUUCGCACCCGCGGCGACGCCAUGGCUCAGCUCGCGCUCUCCCUGCCUGGCUUGCGUCGCGUGUCCUUGUCCAGCCUGGCCUUCAGCACCGCCAGCGUUGCGGCUCUGGGGGCGUUGACCGGCCUGGAAUCGCUCAGCCUUGCGGGCUGCCUGGAGUGUCCGGGCGGUGCGGCGCAGGCAGCCACCACCUACCGCGAGCUGCUGCGCGCGCUGCCGGGCUUGCGACAGCUGCGGUUGCCCAUGGCGGUGGCUUCCGGGGAUGCGGCUCUGAACGAUGAUGAUGAUGAGGAGGAGGAUGGGCGUGAGGAUGGCUACGAGGAGGAUGAGAGUGAUGAGGGAGGCUGCUUGGACGGCCUCGGCGGGAACAACUUUGGGAACUCCUCCGGCAGCAGCAACAACAACAGCGUCUUGGGCGGCUACUUGUCGUCGUUCUUCAUCAGAAGCGGCAGCAGCAGCAACAACAGUGGUGCUGCAGGCAUGCCGCUGCUGCUGCCCCCCUCGCGACCCGCCAGCACCUUGGCCACGGUCGGCGGCUUCAAGUGCGCGGCACCCGCCCUACCACCACCACCUCUCCUGCCCCAGCUGCCGGCUUUCGGUGGGCGGCUUCCCGCCACACCAGUCUUCCCCGCGCUACCGCUCCUGCCACAGCUGCCCGCCCUAGCCGCACCUCGAACCACACCGCUGCCAGCCCUCCCCGCCGUUGUCCUCCCCGCCUUGCCCCAGCUACCGCAACUAUCGGCGCCCGGCUAUCAGCUGCCAACACUAGGGAAACGCUCGGGCGCAAAAGCUUUUCCGUGCGAGUUACCGCCGCCGCUGCAGCCGCUGGAACCUGAGAAGACACAGCCAGCCGCCGCUGACCAUACGGGAGCUGUGGCGGCGGAAGCGGAGGCGGAGUCCUGGCGCAGGAGAUCCCUUGACUGUGAGGUUCCCCGGCGACCCAAGAAGCGAAUGCGGGUUUCGACGCUGGCUCAGGGUUUCACCUUCCCCUCCGAGCUGCAGGACCUCACCAUCCCGCUGUGUGCCCUCAACCGGCCCGUGUUCGAGGCCGCAUGCGCCGCCUACUCCACAGCCGCGGACGCGGAGGCAGACGCGGAGGGCAAGGUGGGCGGAGAGGCUGCCCAGCGGUCCCAUGACAACGACGACGCCCGCUCCCUCGCCUCCCUACCCGCCACCGCCGCUGUUACUGACACCAACGCAGCCAAGCUUGCAAACAGCGGCGUAUCAGCUAGAAGCCAGGUCGGCACCGCAGUCCGUUCCGAGGGCCCAACAGCACCCGCUGCGGAUUGCAACCGCAGUACUGCUGCUGUAGCUUCUGCUGCUGCGAAGCCACCGGUCCAGCGCUCCGUGCCUUCUUCCUCCUCCUCAUCAGCAGCACCUGCACCUGUUGCAGCAGCAGCCCCCAGCAGCUCCCGCCGCCAUAUGGGUCGCCGCCUGCGCGCGCUGCACAUUCCCACACUGGCCGGCUACUCGCACUGGGAGGGCAGCUUCCUGAGCGACCCAUGGGACUUCCGCGCACUGGGCGGCCUGACCGACCUGCAGGUGCUGCACCUGAGCCUGCAGCUGGGCGGCGCGCAGCAGCUGAGGGGCAGCCCGGACACCAUGCGGCGGUGCCUGCAGCACCUGAGGCACCUGAGGGGGUUGCAGGACCUCCGCAUCCUCGAGGCCCAGCAGCCCGCCACCUUCGCCGCCAUCAAGCGCGCCUACUCCCCUGGAGGACUGCCCACCCUGCUCGCCGCCACGGCCGGCCCCGCCGCCGCGCUGUCCGCGCCCGCCGCCGAGCUGCUGCAGCAGCAGUGGCCGCAGCUCCAGUCGCUGCACUUCUUCCGCGACGUGGUGGUGCGCAGCGGGGGCCGGUUGCAGCCCGCGGCUGAAUGCCUUGGUGGCGGCAGCGGCAGCAGCAGCAGCGGGGGUGUUGGCGGGGAUGUGAUGCUGGUGUCGGCAGCGGCGCCGUGUGCUUGCUGCUCGGGACCCCACCUGCUGGCUGCGCCGUCGGGCUGCCUGGGAGGCUGGGGAGCGGCGCCGCAGCGGCGACGGUGAAAGUACCGGGGGUAGAGGACAACAGGGCGUUCAUGAGGUGUGUUGGGUCAGCCCGCUGAUGCUGGUGUCAAGAGUUGAUCGCUGCGGCGUUAUUAGGUGCUGAGAUGAUGUGAUGAGCACCUGUUCGUUGGGACCCGGUGGUGCAUAUGGGCAUUUGGGAUUCAUAUGCACGAGGGUGGUUCGACCGUUUGAGAAAGCGGUUGGGUGCAUGGCUUCAGGCUCUCAGAAGUGAGCAGCAGUGCAUGUGAUGUGCAUGGGAUCACUGCAAGAUGUGGGUCGUGGUCGUUGGGUUAGGGGCGCUAUCCGAGAAGAGAUAGUACACGAGGAUGACACAAGAUACACCCUCCCCCCCGGCUUCGGGCUGCCAGGACCGUGGAUAACGGUGGAAAAACCUGAAACGCGUUCCGAAGGGAGCGAAGAUAUUCUUGGCCCUGCGCCGAUCUGCGCUUUUUGACCUUUUUUCUUGCCUUUCCUGUCUGGCGUUUGCCGAAUGGGUCAGCUUAAUACAUGAUAACACAAAUGCAGGCAUGUGUUUUGCUUCUACCUUUGUAGUAGCUGCCCUACGUGGCGUAUAACGCUGUGCCAGCAGCCGAACGCGGCAAAUGCCGUCCACCCAUUUGGUGCGGCUAUUGGUGCUGCGGUUGUGUGGCGGUUAACCUCCUAAACUGGUUGCGUGUAUGGCGUGGUGUGUGUGUAGCACGCGAGGCGGUUCGAGCAAUGUCAAGAUGUCACUGCCCGUUUCAAAUGAAACAAAGUAGCUUUGUGUUAAGAGGGACGUGGUGAGCCAAGAAGAGGGAGCGAGCGAGCUGAUAGGAUCUCCGUCUUCUAAGGCCCCGCGUGUCUUGCCGAAUUGGCGUGAUUCGUUUGGUUUGUCUGGACGUAUUCCUUCGGGAUAAUUACGAGGUUAGUUAUUACGAGAGCUGGAUAGCCACGAAGCUAUGGCAUUGAGCGUAUGUGCGUUUUUUGGGGAGCUCCGUACGGCAUGCAUGGGUGUGCGCGAGUGUGAAGAGGCCCUGUCUAGGAAUUCCAGGAGGGCCCCUUUGGCACUCGUUGCCUCCGUUGCCGCUUCUUGUAUGUCCACUUUCUUACAGUUGCGGCCAUACCACUGCUGGCCGUGUACCUAUUUUUGGAUGCAGUGUCUCCCCCCACGAAUGCGUCGGGUCUAUGAACUGAUGCUCGUGUUAUUAGCUAUUGGAGUUUAAGGGAUUUUGCCGUCUUGCGCGGAGGACUGGCUGUCUGUCUAUCUGUCCCCUACCCGCAAGGCACUACGGUAUUCUUGGUGCCCUUGCACGUUUGGCGGCAGUCUUACGUUUACCUUUAAACUUGGUUGCGGCAGGUAUCACUCAACGCAUGCUAUUGUUGUGUUGUGAAGGAUACAUCUUCCUUGCGGUUAAACAUUCUUGCUUCUGCGCUGAUGGGGAUCAUCUAGAUACCGUGCACAGUGCAUGGAAUAGAUAGGAUACGCAGUUGCAAUGGGGACGACAUAUACUGGGAGCUACGCACAGGAGACUGAUGAGUGUUAUGUUCUGUCACAUCGUCGCACUAUGCAAUGGCUGCUUGUGGUUGUGAAGACUCCGGCGUUUAUUGCGGAUUUUGAGUAAAGAGUGGGCGGCAUGAGCAGUUGCUGCGUAAUCCCUCAGGCCUUGUCCAUUGCAUCAUAGGCGCCUCCACAAGUCAACAUCGUGUCAUGCACACAUAUCCCACCACAUAUGCAACCGCACACCCCAUCGCAUGCCACCUUUACAGUACGGCAUCUUUAUCUUCUUUCUCUUCGGUUGGUGCACCGUUGUCGGCUUGCAGGCCUCUGGGUGUCGCGUAAGGGUGUUGCGGCGCUUGUAAGUCGGCCCGUCGUGCACAUGGCUAUGUGUGAUAACGUUGCGGUAGGGUAUACAGUAGUUUUGAUCAUGUAGACAACGGCCUUGCCAGGUUAGGAACGAAUGUCACAGUGGGUGCAUCCCUCACUUGUGAUUCCGGAGAAGUUGAAGGCGAGGCGAAGAAGUAGUCCUUUGCUACAUGUUUGUUGUUUAGUUGGUUGGCCUCGUCGGGCACGCCUUCUGUAACGGGUUCUCCAACCUGUCCUGUAAGCUACUUAGAUACCCAGAUCAAGCCCAGGGUAAUGGGUGGUAGCGGUGCAAUCCCGUUUGUCCAGUACAUAGGGUUCUUCGAGUACUGCGACGCGGAUGAUGUAAG